This is a messenger RNA of Brassica oleracea var. oleracea, 618 nucleotides long. RefSeq names its product casparian strip membrane protein 5. Lineage: Eukaryota; Viridiplantae; Streptophyta; Magnoliopsida; Brassicales; Brassicaceae. The transcript is spliced from 3 exons. The record is from RefSeq and is a predicted model, not a curated record. Bases 55 to 618 code for a protein of 187 amino acids.
UAGCCCUAACUUCCUGUACAAGAAACCUAUAAACCCUUCAAAAAUAGAAAGAAAAUGAAGUCUGGUCAGGCUGAAAUCGCUGAAACAAGCAAAGGUAUCCAAAAGAGAGGUUUGAUGAGCAGAAAAAUUGCGAUUUUCGAGUUUAUCCUAAGGAUCAUCGCCUUUUUCAACACCAUAAGUAGUGCAAUCCUCAUGGCAACCACAAAUGAAACUCUGCCUUUCUUUACUCAGUUCAUACGGUUCCAUGCAGAUUACAACGAUCUUCCAGCUUUAACGUUCUUUGUGGUUGCAAAUGCUGUUGUAAGUGGCUACCUAAUCUUGACUCUACCUUUAGCAUUUGUCCACAUCGUCAAGAAAAAGACAGAGAACAGUAGAAUACUUCUUAUCAUUCUUGAUGUGGCAAUGGUAGGUCUUCUAGCUUCUGGAGCAGCCUCAGCAGCGGCUAUUGUCUACUUGGCACACAAAGGGAACAAUAACACAAACUGGUUCCCUGUUUGUCAGCAAUUCAACUCCUUCUGUGAGCGUAUCUCAGGGUCUUUGAUUGGAUCUUUCAUCGCCGUUGCCCUCCUUAUUUUUCUCAUUAUCCUAUCGGCUAUUGCCCUUUCUCGACGCCAUUGA